Molecule: messenger RNA, 1191 nt
Organism: Bombyx mandarina (wild silkworm)
Lineage: Eukaryota; Metazoa; Arthropoda; Insecta; Lepidoptera; Bombycidae
Gene: lsn
Product: vacuolar-sorting protein SNF8
Biological process (GO): protein transport to vacuole involved in ubiquitin-dependent protein catabolic process via the multivesicular body sorting pathway
Cellular component (GO): ESCRT II complex
Source: RefSeq, a predicted model, not a curated record
AAUAAAUUAUUACAUGUACUUAAAUUAAUUCUUAAUAGAGUACUAUUAGCAACGUAAUAAUACACUUUAAUACAAUACAACCAAAAAUGCGACGCCGCGCAGGUGUAGGUGCAAUCCAAAAACACAGAUUGGAACAAGAGAAAUAUAAAGAAAAGGGCACAGAAAUACAAGAAAACCAAUUCCAGCAGAUGUCGAAACAACUGGAAGUGUUUAGGGAAAAUUUGGAAGAUUUUGCAUCAAAACACAAGAGUGAAAUAAAGAAGAAUGCUCAGUUCAGAAGGCAAUUUCAGGAAAUGUGUGCUGCCAUCGGUGUGGAUCCACUGGCUUCGGGGAAAGGAUUCUGGUCUGUUCUUGGUAUUGGUGAUUUUUACUAUGAGCUAGGAGUGCAAAUAGUAGAGGUGUGCUUGGCUACCAACUACAAGAAUGGAGGUCUCAUAACUUUAGAGGAAUUACGUUCCAGACUUAUAGCUUCUCGUGGCCGAGCAAAGAAGCAUCAAGACAUCACAAAUGAAGAUCUGCUAGCGGCAGUGAAAAAACUAAGGAUAUUUGGAAAUGGGUUUACUGUAGUUCCGAUCAGUAAAGGCAAAUGGCUGGUUCAAUCGGUGCCUGGUGAAUUAAACAUGGAUCAAACACUAGUUCUUCAGAAGGCCAGUGGACUUGGAACAGCGUGGGUCUCUGUUAGUGUUCUCACUAGCGACCUCGGUUGGACUGAAAUCAGAGCCGAGAAUGCUUUGAACCAUAUGGUGAGAGAAGGUCUCGCCUGGGUGGACUCGCAGGAACCGAAAGAGACGUUGUACUGGUUCCCUAGCAUGUUUGCAGAAUGCGUAUCAGCAUGAACUAUAAGCCUAUGUGAUAUAUGUAUGUAAUUCUGUAAAUUAAUAUAAAAUUUAUUUUUGUACAUGAAAAAUAAAAAAUUAUAAUCGUUUUAAGUCGUUUAUUAUUGCACUGAUUACAUUUAAUAAAAUAUUGUAAAUACAUUUUUCACUUAAAAUAAAAUAACAUAAUAGUGAGUGCCUAUUUUAUUUUAGCAUGUGUGCAAUCAUAACAAAAAUAUAAGUGCUCUCCCUAAUAAUAUUUGUAGAUUUAUACCAUUCUGCUAACGACCAAUGUAUUGCCAACGACCAUGAUUGAUGGCAGUAGUCUAUUUACCAGACACGGUUUCCAGUUUGAAGGUAGGACAACUAUUAUUGU